Messenger RNA from Chanos chanos (milkfish), 496 nucleotides. RefSeq names its product NADH:ubiquinone oxidoreductase subunit B4 (gene ndufb4). Bases 27 to 413 code for a protein of 128 amino acids. Lineage: Eukaryota; Metazoa; Chordata; Actinopteri; Gonorynchiformes; Chanidae. Gene Ontology annotation, cellular component: mitochondrion; respiratory chain complex I. The transcript is spliced from 3 exons. The record is from RefSeq and is a predicted model, not a curated record.
CUUGUUGCCUCUAAGGGCCGUUUGCUAUGGCGAACUACAAAGAGGCACCCUUGGCCACUCGGCCAAAAACAUUAGACCCUGCUGAAUACUUUAACCUCUCGCCCGAGUACAGACGGAUUGAGGAGGAUCGGGCUGCACUUAGGGCUCGGCUGAAGAGAGAGUAUCUGAUGCAACUAAACAAUCCUCACAGGAAAGAACUUAUUGAGGAUCCUGCCCUCACAAGGUGGACGCACGCACGUACGCAUAAUAUAUAUCCCAACUUCAGACCCUCAGCCAAAACCUCGUUGCUUGGAUGCUUGUUUGGGGUUGCUCCCCUGAUUAUGUUGUACUUCGGGCUGAAGACAGACCGCGACAAGAGGGAGGAGAAAGUUAAGGCAGGAACCUAUCAGCGCCCAUACAAAAUCUCAUCCUAACUGUAAUCUAUAGAAUUCCAUGACAGAUGUCUAUGAUGAUGUACUAAGAAAUUUGUUUGAAUAAAUGUCCUUUAUUGUUGAAA